Molecule: messenger RNA, 582 nt
Organism: Effrenium voratum
Lineage: Eukaryota; Dinophyceae; Suessiales; Symbiodiniaceae
Source: the annotation of a GenBank genome assembly
AUGUCUCGCGGUGGGGAGUUCGUGAAAGACAUGGUGCACAUGCACAGCUUCCUGGCCGCUCAGAAGCGCAUCUUGUCAGCUGAAUGCUUCACCAACAUGCUGGAGGCUCAGGCUAUGUCGUUUGGCAAGCGCUUGGAUACCCUGAGCGGCAGCAUCAGCUGCGGCCAUUGCCUCCACCGCUCUGCGGCGCAAACGCCCGCACGCCGUCCGCUGCAAUGCCUGCAUGGCUUUGCCAACUACUUGACGGAGGCUGAGAUUGGCAUCUUGCAAGAUCAGACAACACAUGAUAGCGUGAAGCUACAAUGCCUUGUCAAUAGGUGCGUGGCGCUGGGGCUGCACCUUCCUGCAGAAGGCACGGUGAAGCACAUCAUAGCCAGCGCGUGCGAUCUGCAGGGGCUGUCAGCCGCAAAUGCUGACGCCAAGUUUCGUGCGCUCCAAGAGUUCAAGGUCCAGCUCAAGGCCCGCAUCAAGCACAUGCAGAGACUUCCCAUGGACCUCCACUUGGCGAAGUACCCUGCUGAUCCAAACGACUUGCCUCAGGAGCUGUACUCCGCUGCUUAUGGUUACCUGGCAUUUGCUUGA